AAAUAGCUACUGCUCAGCAUGACAGGCACACAGACAGACUGCCAGCUCUGUGCUCAGCAUCAUGCCCUCCAAACUCUCCCAACCAGGUCAGGGAAUUCUGGGUGCUCCCCCCCUGUUUUAUUUGCUUCUGACCCACUGCUGCUUUGUGACCUAUGGAAGAGCUGUCAUUCGGGCCCCCGAGAUUAUAUUUCCAAAGGACUGCACCACCUUCACACCCCGGGGCAGCGACUGGAUCAUCACGUGUGUGUCGCGCAGCUCGUGGCCCAACUUCCACGUUGUCUAUUGGUUGGCAGACAACAACUUUAUUGAAGAUUUGUUUCCUGAUGGGAGGGUGUGGGAGGAGCCAGAGAGACAAAUGUCCAAUCAGACGAUAGAGAAAUCUCUGGUCUUUUCUUCUGUGGAGGAGACGGAUUUCUCAGUUCAGUUCUGCUGCAUCAUCCAGGACCCGUCAGGAGUAGAGAUAAGGAAUAUCACCCUACAGAGGGACCCCCCAAUAGUUUCAGCUGAAGCAACAAGCAGAGAAGAAACAUCAGGAGCCCCCAUGGAGUUACCCCAGUGACAGAAGGGGAUGGACCAAUCACAGGGCUGGUACAAAACAGGCUCAGGGUUCGGCUCAUCCCACUAAGAACAACCCUUGCGUCUCCAUCUAUGCAGAAGGUUCCAGAACUCCCCUAUUGCCUGUAAGGUGGGACGGUCCUGCAGGAUGAAAGUUCUCCUAUGGGGGGGGGGGGUUAGACACUUCCAAGUCUCAGGAAUCAGUUACAGGGAGAAAGGGGAGAUGGAAAGUUCCAAAUCUUCACUGGGUCCAAGUCUUCAUUGUGGUUCUGGAGCCUCAGAAAUGGACUGGUUGCCAUCACUACCCAUAAUGCAUCUCAUCCUGAACAUUUCACUUGCUGGCAAAGUGACACUGCCAGCUUUCCAUUUACCCAGAAUGCUUUGUGUCUGCAUAAACAGCGCAGAUCUAUGGACCGGAUUGCUUUCUGGCUUGUAACCCCGCCCACUAUACACCCAGUAAUUCUCUGUGUAUAUAAAUGUACUGAUGCCCAUGGGUGGUGCUGCCAUACUGACUGAUGAACACAUGGAACCAAUACCUGAGCGAGUGGAUCCAAAUCAUAUGAACCCCCAGCACUGACAGAACUGAACAUGAUACUGACACUUGUACUUACUGAUCUGCUAAAUAAUAAUAUGGAAUAUUCACAAGUAAAUAAAUGUAUAUCUGUA
Xenopus laevis (African clawed frog) is the source of this 1221-nucleotide messenger RNA. RefSeq names its product interleukin-18-binding protein-like (gene il18bp.L). The transcript is spliced from 6 exons. Bases 62 to 559 code for a protein of 165 amino acids. The record is from RefSeq and is a predicted model, not a curated record. Lineage: Eukaryota; Metazoa; Chordata; Amphibia; Anura; Pipidae.